This is a messenger RNA of Lampris incognitus (smalleye Pacific opah), 696 nucleotides long. Its product is annotated as collagen alpha-1(IV) chain-like. Bases 1 to 696 code for a protein of 231 amino acids. The transcript is spliced from 5 exons. The record is from RefSeq and is a predicted model, not a curated record. NCBI's taxonomy places the organism in Eukaryota, Metazoa, Chordata, Actinopteri, Lampriformes, Lampridae. Gene Ontology annotation, cellular component: basement membrane.
AUGUUUUUGAAAGGUGCAAAGGGGGAGCCUGGUGCCCCUGGAUAUCAAGGUCCUCCUGGUAGGCAAGGACACGAUGGAUCCCCUGGCCUCGUAGGAGACCCUGGGCCUCCGGGCUCUGGAAUUGUAGGAUCCCCUGGUCCAAAGGGAUAUCCUGGUCUACCAGGACCCAAAGGGUUUCUAGGACAUGCUGGACCACCAGGUUCUGGUAUUCCAGGCCCUCAUGGGCCAUCUGGGCUCCAAGGAGACCAGGGUAGUCCUGGCCCUCCUGGAAAUCCUGGGCGACCAGGCCCUUCAGGUGAAAUCGACAAUUGCUGUCAUGAAAUCCAACCUGGGCUACCUGGUCCCAAGGGUGAGCCUGGUCCGACAGGCAUUCCAGGAGUACCAGGAAGGGAUGGUUUUCCUGGAACACCGGGCUAUCUGGGGCCUAAAGGCAUAAAAGGAGAUGGAGGAAUUGGAGUGAUGGGACUGCCAGGACCCAAAGGGUACAGUGGAGAUCCAGGUGACCCUGGCCCCGGAGGAAUCAGCCUAGAUGGAUCCCCAGGUCUUCCUGGGAUACCAGGAUCCCCAGGGAAGAAAGGUGCUCCGGGAGGCGGCCGCAUUCCCAGACCCGGGGCUCCAGGACAACCCGGGUUUCCCGGUGCUCAGGGGAGCAAGGGAUACCGUGGCAUUCCUGGAAACCUUGGACUGCCAGGUUAA